Molecule: messenger RNA, 690 nt
Organism: Triticum turgidum subsp. durum (durum wheat)
Lineage: Eukaryota; Viridiplantae; Streptophyta; Magnoliopsida; Poales; Poaceae
Source: the annotation of a GenBank genome assembly
AUGCUGCAGCCAGAGAGAAAUGGAGUAAGGGUUAUGAUCCUCUUCCGCCUGUCGAAGAUACCAGAUAAGCAUAUAAUGAAACACUGGACAAGAGACGCAAAUGAUGUUUUUCCUGCACAUUUGGUCAGGUACAAUAAAGACAGAGGGCCUCCUUCAAGUGAUACAUUCAGACAUCACACAAUGUACACGAAGGCACUAGAAUGCGUGCUGCUUGGCGAUAGCAAUGUUAGGUGCUAUGAUGUUUUCAUGACCAUGAUGAAGGAGGUGCAAGCCACUCUGUUGCCAUUAAGCGCCGAGAAGGACGGGAUGGGGCUAGCAGAGAGGGAGCAACAAAAUCAGGUUUUAGUUCAGAAACAGGCAGAGACGCUUCAGAUCCAAGGGGGCAGCACCAAGCCUGCUUGUGAUGGUGAAUCAAGCUGUUCAGGGAUAGCUGGGCAGCAGAAUAAGCGCCCGAGAGGCAGACCUACAACUAGCCGGGACAAAGCUCCUUACGAGCAACAGUUGAAAAGAUCAAGGUUUUGCACGAUUUGCAGGGGGCAAGGUCACAAGUGCACAACUUGCCCAGAAAGAGGCGACGUGCCGAAAAUGCCGAGGAAAUUGCCGAAGUGUACAAAUUGUGGUGUGCUUGGGCAUCGACGCAAUAACUGUGGCACGAGGAAAUCUGGACCUUUUGAACCGAACUUUCUCUAA